UUUAAGUCCCAAUCUUUAUUUGUAGCUCAAGAGGCUGGUACAGUAUUACGCCUGAUGCUCAUUUAAAAAAUACUGACAGGCUGGGCAUGGUAGCUCACACCUGUAAUCCCAGCACUUUGGGAAGCCGAAGUGGGCGGAUCACUCAAGGUCAGGAGUUUGAGACCAGCCUGGUCAACAUGGUGAAACCCUGUCUCUACUACAAAUACAAAAGUUAGCUGGGCGUGGUGGCGGGUGCCUGUAGUCCCAGCCACUUGGGAGGCUGAGGCACAAGAAUUGCUUGAACCUGGGAGGCAGAGGUUGCAGUGAGCUGAGAUCGCGCUACUGCACUCCAGCCUGGGUGACAGAGCAAGACCCAUCUCAAAAAAUAAAUAAAAAAUAAAAAUAAGAUACCAUGAAUUUGGAAGGAUUUUGAAAGUUUUAGAGAGUUUUAUAAGCUAUUUUUAAGAGUGUAAAAAAUGGAUAAUAUAUCCUUUAUUAAGAACGGUUAACAUCUGUUUUAGGUGAUAAGAAAGGAGGUAAGAUCCUAGGCACAUUUGAAAAAAAAAAUAGGUAGCAUUACUGAAAAGAUAAUCAUAUUGACUGUUUCCUCUCAGCAAUAAGGAGAAAAGAGUGGAUGGGAGCCUAUUAUUUAGACAGUGUAAUCUUUCGGUUAGAACACGGAUUCUGAAACCAGAUUGUCUGGGCUCACAUCCCUAUCUAGUGUGGUCUUAGGCAACUUACACGACUCGACUGCACCUUAGUUUCCUCAUACAAAACACGGAGAAUACUAAUAUUAUCUACUUAAUGAGGUUGUUCUGAGGAUUAAAUAAAGUAAUACAUGAACUAGUACGUGAAAAGCACUCCGGUCAGCGAUAGUCAUCAAUCCUGGAGUUGAGCUCCAGGCUAGGCAUAAAGAGGAAGAUAAGAGGCAGGGAGCAGGCAACGUUUCAUUCUUCCUCUCCGCACCCUCGGGAAGGAGGCACCGCUGUUUCUCCCAGGGCUCAGCGAGGAGGCCGGUAAUUCGAAGUUGGAUCCGAGGACUUUCCUUGGGACCCCUUUCCGCCGCACCACGCCGCCUUUCGUCUGGUUGGUCCCUGAGGACACGAGGGCUCAGCCCCACGCCCCGACUAGGCGUUCCACCACUGAGCCGUGGCCCCAGCUCCAGGAGGCAUGCAGCCCGAGAGGCCGCCUUCACGCCCGGCCACGGCCACUGCCACUGCCAGGGGCUAGUGGCGAUAGCGACAAAAGGCUUCCGGGAGGAACUGGUGCCUCCGCUCGACGCCCUUCCUUGCGGGCAAGCCGGGGGCUGACCGUUGUUCGUGACACCAAUACUUAUGCAUGCCACUCAGUGCUGGGCGCCGGGGACUCUAAUGAAUCCAGACUCGGCCCAGAUACCGUAUGCAGAAGGACCACUGGCCGCCCACAACUGAUCCCUGUCACUGGCGACCUUUGCUGGCCCAGAGCGGGGGGGUAGGAGGAGCUGAACCUCCCAACCCGGGUUCACCUCCAAAGCACCACCCCUGCGGGGGCGUUCUCGGGUACGCCGUAAAGUAGAGAGAAUGCUUAACAACCCGCCUCCGUCUUUACGGCAGGCCGCAUUCCAUGCCUCCAAUAUGGCGUCCUCCACAUAGGCAGUGGCUGUGGUUUCUACACCGGGUGGCCGGGGGCAGUGCUGAGCUGGGACUGUUGUUUGCCCAGCCUGGGCUGCAGAAAGCAGCAGUUAAAGUUCGUUUCUGGUCACUGCUCCAGGAAGCCACUUUAUUCUGAGGGUCAAGAAUUGCCGCUUCCUUUUAGUUACUGCAAGUUCCUCCUCUGCCCCUGGUUUGUUUCCCGCGCCACCUCUGGAUACCCCCAGGUCCCAGACCCUUCCAGACUCAAACCAUGAACCUUCGGCAGCUGCUAUUGCACUUGCCACGUUAUCUUGGAGCCUCGGGUUCCCCGCGUCGCCUGUGGUGGUCCCCGUCCCUCGACACCAUCUCCUCGGUGGGCUCUUGGCGUGGUCAGUCCUCCAAGUCCCCGGCCCACUGGAAUCAGGUAGUGUCAGAGGCGGAGAAGAUCGUGGGGUACCCCACGUCUUUCAUGAGCCUUCGCUGCCUGCUGAGCGACGAGCUCAGCAACAUCGCUAUGCAGGUGCGGAAGCUGGUGGGCACUCAGCACCCUCUGCUUACCACAGCCAGGGGACUUGUACAUGACAGCUGGAAUAGCCUCCAGUUGAGAGGCUUGGUGGUGCUCCUUAUCUCUAAAGCAGCUGGGCCCAGCAGCGUGAACACUUCGUGUCAGAACUAUGACAUGGUCAGUGGGAUCUACUCAUGUCAAAGAAGUUUGGCAGAGAUCACGGAGCUAAUUCAUACUGCUCUCCUUGUACAUCGUGGGAUAGUAAAUUUAAAUGAGUUGCAAUCAUCUGAUGGUCCACUGAAAGACAUGCAAUUUGGAAAUAAAAUUGCUAUCCUGAGUGGAGACUUUCUUCUAGCAAAUGCCUGCAAUGGACUAGCUCUGCUACAGAACACCAAGGUUGUGGAACUUUUAGCAAGUGCUCUUAUGGACUUGGUACAAGGAGUAUAUCAUGAAAAUUCUACUUCAAAGGAAAGUUAUAUCACAGAUGAUAUUGGAAUAUCGACUUGGAAGGAGCAGACUUUUCUCUCCCAUGGUGCCUUACUAGCAAAGAGCUGCCAAGCUGCAAUGGAAUUAGCAAAGCAUGAUGCUGAGGUUCAGGAUAUGGCAUUUCAGUACGGGAAGCACAUGGCCAUGAGUCAUAAGAUAAAUUCUGAUGUCCAGCCUUUUAUUAAAGAAAAGACCAGUGACUCCAUGACUUUUAAUCUGAACUCAGCUCCUGUAGUCUUACAUCAGGAAUUUCUUGGAAGAGAUUUGUGGAUUAAACAGAUCGGAGAGGCUCAAGAAAAAGGAAGAUUGGACUAUGCUAAGUUGCGAGAAAGAAUCAAAGCUGGCAAAGGUGUGACUUCAGCUAUUGACCUGUGUCGUUACCAUGGAAACAAGGCACUGGAGGCCCUGGAGAGCUUUCCUCCCUCGGAGGCCAGAUCUGCUUUAGAAAACAUUGUGUUUGCUGUGACCAGAUUUUCAUGACAUCAAAUUAAAAAGACACUAUUGUUAGUUAGCUGAAAAUCCUAGGGAAUGAGGUUGAUUGGGAGAGCUUUCACGAUGUGUUAAUGACUUUUAAAACAUAUGCAUUUUUCCUUCCUUUUAUCACAUUGCUAAAUGAGUUCUGCUUUCUUUUUGGAACUGCUACAAACAAAAUUAGAAGAAAAAAAGGUCAAGCAGUUUUCACUUGUCACGCCAGAAGCACACUUGAGGCUGCAGUCGCAGAAAUAAUUAAUGAGAUUCGCUCCUGUGACCUCAGCAAAUGGACAGGAAAUAAGUCCUUAUUGAUUGGACCGAGCCAGGGAUGGCGCCAGGGCGGUGGCCUGUGGUUUUUCCUGCUAGAGAGGACAAAGCAAUUUGGAAGCUGCAGGUGUCAAGAGAAACGCUCUCAAUACCAACCAGGGAGGAUUGUCUAAUCAAAAACUAGUGACCAAUUUGUCAUAUGGAGAGUAGUUCAAUGGAUUAGGAAAAAUAUGUUUUAUUUGUUGGCUUGCAAUUAUGUCUCUGGAUUUUUUUUUUUUUUUUUUUUUUUUUUUUUUAGAUGGAGUUUUGCUCUUGUUGCCCAGGCUGGAGUGCAAUGGUGCAGUUUUGGCUCACUGCAACCUCCGCCUCCUGGGUUCAAGUGAUUCUCCUGCCUCAGCCUCCCGAGUAGCUGGAAUUACAGGCACCUGCCACCACGCCUGGCUAAUUUUGUAUUUUUAGUAGAGAUGGGGUUUCACCAUGUUAGUCAAGCUAGUCUCGAACUUGUGACCUCAGGUGAUCCGUCCGCCUCAGCCUCCCAAAGUGCUGGGAUUACAGGCUUGAGCCACUGCACCUGGCCUCAUGUCUCUGGAUUUAUAAUGCAGUAUGAAUAUACUUUGUGCUUUAUGGUUUUUAUAAUGUCUUUUUGGAGACAUUGCUGAAAAGUUGCCAAAUACUUGAAGUAGGAGAUUAAAAUGUUAUCAAAUGUUAAAUUGGUUAUAUUAGGAAUAGUCUGUUUUUCUUUCUUGAAGAUCAGUUUUUUUUUUUCAAACACAUUUCAAAGAACCAAUUUUUUUUUUUUUUUAAGGAAAAAGGAGCUUUUUUCAAGUGAAAUGUAUUCAUUUGUAAUACUUUGGUUUAAGGAAUACUUUAAUUUUUACGAGUUUCAGAAACAGAAUUUUUGUACUAGAGAAUUCAUUGGUGAGAGUGUUCUUUUAACCUCAGAAUAUCAAAUUUUGGUCUUGAACCACAGACAUCCAAUUACAGAAAGAAUAUAAGCAAUCUGACAGACCUGCAAUCGGACACUGUCUCUGUGUGGUUCAUAGGAGAUGAUUUUUGAGGUUUGCACUCAUGCAAUUUGAGACCACCGUUGACAAGAAGGCUGAGUUUACAUAAAUGAUCUAGAUUGAAACUCAGCUACCUUUCUUCCUCAUGUGGUGUAAUUACAGCCCUAUCUGGAGACAGCGAACACAGCAAACAGAUUUUAUUACCUAGUUCACUCAAACACUACAUGAAGUUAUUUUAGUUAAAGCCCUCCCCCAAAAGUUAUAAAACCAUUUUAUCAGGGCCCAACAUGUGGCGUGCAAUGAAGAGAAAAUGUAAAGCUACAGAGGUAUUUUAUAAUACAAUAAAUGUAUUGUAUUAUAAAAUAUUUUAAGUGUACUCGAAAUAUCGUAAUUGUACAGUUCAUGCCACUAUAAUUUAAGGCCUAUAGAUUUAGCUUAAGAGAACACUCUUCUGUUUGAAAUGCCUUCUCUCACUGAAAUUGGCUUAAUUAGUAACCAUGGAUAAGAUGCUUUGGAUCAGACUAGGUUUUAAUCAUUAACUUCCACAAAGAAGAGUCAUGCUUUGUGUUAGGUGUGCUGGUUGGAUGUGCAGGAACUUCAGCAAGCAGUAGGUUUUACUAAGAAGAUGGUCAGGCACUGCAGGGCACCAGGCAGGAUCCUAGGGCGCCUCUCAUUCUGCGUUAGCAUCUGGUUUGCUGUAUGACCUUGCACAAGUCACUUCUUUCUGAGCCUCAAUUUUCUCAUCUGUAAAAUGAGAUUCAAAAGUUGACCUGAAAGUCAAGUGUGAAAAAAAAAAAAAGAGAUUAAACAAGAUAAUUAUGAAA
This is a messenger RNA of Pongo pygmaeus (Bornean orangutan), 5146 nucleotides long. It is a transcript of the gene PDSS2, whose product is annotated as decaprenyl diphosphate synthase subunit 2. Gene Ontology annotation, cellular component: mitochondrion; transferase complex. Gene Ontology annotation, molecular function: prenyltransferase activity. Lineage: Eukaryota; Metazoa; Chordata; Mammalia; Primates; Hominidae. The transcript is spliced from 8 exons. Bases 1861 to 3060 code for a protein of 399 amino acids. Gene Ontology annotation, biological process: isoprenoid biosynthetic process; ubiquinone biosynthetic process. The record is from RefSeq and is a predicted model, not a curated record.